UCUUCAAGAUGGAAGAGUGCUGGUCCUUUGACAUGGUUGUUGAUUAAUUGUUUUAGUUACUUCAGUGGUUAACUCGUUUAUUUGCAGAAAAUGUCCAAAACCAAUACAGAGAAUCGAAAUAGGUUGAAGUGUCCGCACACUACUGGCAGAACACCUUUUGCUCUAAUUCGCGAGGAAAAAAAGAAGGAAAUCUCUGAUACUUCAGAUACUCUGUCAAGUAAGGACAUCUUUGUGGCUACAAGAAAAAGAAAACUUGGUCGAGUAUACAAAAGCUCAUAUGACAAUACAAUUAGUAAAAUUGCUGAAAUGGAGAGAAUACAAUCCACUCAGGAAAGUGAAGAUGGCAGUCAUUCAGUUGACGCGUUUGCAUCCGUAAUGGGACCUGAACAUCCACGUCGCGUGAGAUUGUACGGACGAGGGGUUACCAAGACUUUGUUAAAAGGGAAAAAAGGGAAUCUUGGAUCUUCUUUAGAUGUUGAUGAGAGGAUGCAGCAGAAAAUAGAGGAAAUGUAAGAGAGGAUGGAACAAAGAAUGCAUGAAAAGUUGAACGAACAAAAGGAUGCUAUGGAACAAAAUAUUACAAUGAACGUCAUCGCACGACUUCAGCGUCUGAACCCAAAUUUGCGACUUGAUCCUGACAUGUUAAGGUUCAGUGCAUGUUCACCUGUAGAUGUUUCCUCUGCACAACAAGCUGCUGUUCAACUAAACAGUCGACCAUCUGCUGGUAGUAACACUCAAGGUGGAGUAGAUCAAGAAAUGAAUGAUGAAGACAAUGAAGAACUAGACCUUACUUGAAAAGAAUUUUGUAUUGUUAUAGAUGAAUGUUCUAGGAAUCUUUUGUUAACAACAUUUUUGAAAUUUAUUACUCUGUUGACAUGUACUAAACUUAUGCACUCACGUGGUAGAACUUUUGCUUUAUGGAUAUUAUUUGUUUUAUGGAUAA
Messenger RNA from Nicotiana tabacum (common tobacco), 943 nucleotides. The record is from RefSeq and is a predicted model, not a curated record. Lineage: Eukaryota; Viridiplantae; Streptophyta; Magnoliopsida; Solanales; Solanaceae.